CUUGCCGAGAGAGACCCGUGAGUCCAUAGCCGGACACCCCCUUGCCGCGGCGGUUUAUCGGGAGGUGAACCCAAAUUGCCUUUCGGAAGCGAAGUCGCUGGCGAGCCGUAUCCUUCCGGAGAGCAGCUCCAUCCCGGGGCUGCGGAGGGAGCGGGCAAGAGAAACCCUCUUCCCUGGGCCGCCCAGCCCUGGAGAAUGCUCCUCUCCAAGCCCACAGCCUCUCGGAGCAGGAGGAGGAAGAAGAUGCUAUCUGGGAGAAGAUCGAGAGUGCCCGGCACCAGCUAACCCGCUCCCUAAACCCAGCGAAACUCACCCCAUACCUGCGCCAGUGCCGUGUGAUAGACGAGCAGGAUGAGGAGGAGGUGCUGAAUUCGUGCCGAUUCCCCUGCAAAAGCAACCAGACAGGUUACCUGAUGGACAUCCUUCGGCGCCGUGGGAAGCGAGGCUAUGAAGCCUUCCUGGAAUCCUUAGAGUUUUACUACCCAGAGCAGUACACACGACUAACAGGGAGGGAGCCAGCCCAGCGCUGUUCUAUGAUCCUGGAUGAGGAAGGCCCUGAGGGACUAACUCAGUUCCUGAUGAUGGAGGUGAAGAAGGUGAGGGCCCAACGCAAAGAGCUCCUGCUGAAGGAACACCAGCUCCAGGUGAAAAACCAGGCAUUGGAGCAAGAGCAGGCCCGGCUGGAGAAGCAGCUGCAGGAGCUCCUGAAGGUGCAGGAGCGUUGCCAGCGGCUGAGAGAGGAGUGGGACACCAACAGCGUGGAGCUGCUGAGGCUGAAGGACGAGAACUACAUGAUGGCCAUGCGCUAUGCGCAGCUCUGCGAGGAGAAGAACAUGGCUGUGCUGCGGAGCAGGGACUUGCAGCUGGUGGUGGACCAGCUGAAGUGCAAAGUGGCCAGCCUAGAGGAGGAGUGCAGCCUGCUGCGGAAGCAGGCAUCUGCACCCCCCCAGCAGGAGGCAGAGGAGCGGGGACACCCCGACACUGUGUCCGAGCUGCGGGCUGAGAACCAGCGGCUCACAGCAUCGCUGCAGGAGCUGCAGGGCAUGCUGCAGGCACCCGGCGAGGUCCCAGUGCCAGGCUCUGAGCAGAUCCUGCUGGACAUCCUGGAGCACGACUGGAAGGAAGCCCAAGACGACCGGCAGGAUCUCUGCCAGAAACUCAACUCCCUGCAGAAUGAGCUGCAGUGGGCCGAAGAGCUGCGGGAUAAGUACCUCCAGGAGGUGGAAGAUCUGCAGCUGAAGUACCGGACGCUGCAGAAGGACUGUGAUCUCUACAAGCAUCGUAUGAACACAGUGCUGCUGCAGCUGGAGGAGAUUGAAAAAGAGCGGGACCAGGCAAUCCAGAGCCGUGAUGGGGUGCAGCUGCAAUACUCCCAGAGCUUGAUCGAGAAGGACCAGUACCGCAAACGCGUACGCACCCUGGAGGAGGAGCGGGAUGAGCUCCUAAGCAAGCUGAGCCAGGCCGAAGGGCUGAACAGCACACUCGAGGCGCAGCUGCAGCGGUGCCAAGGCAGCCGCAGCCUGGGCAAGAUGUGCAGCUCUUCCUACUCACUCUGCUCCAACCUCAGCAGCACCUGGAGCCUUGUAGACAACCCUACGACAGGACCUGUGGAUGUACUGGGGGUUUCUGUUAUCCCUUUCCCAGGGGAUUUGGCUGUUCAGAGCAUGGAGGUGACUCCUGACAGUGAGAAGGAUAUCAACCGUCUUUCCACCUUCCCCUUCCCACCUUGCAUUGGCUCCAUCCUCCGUCGGCAGCGGGAAGAUAGGUGCAUGACCUACAAAAGCUUGUCCUGUGGCUCCUUCAGCAGCAUUGAAGAUGCAGCAGGUAGUGGUUUUGCUAGCACCUCGCUUGGGGCCUUCUCCUCUUCUUCCAGCAGCACCUACACCAGGGUGAAGUCGGAGAUUUGCUUGUCCACGCUUCCCAGCCGUGAGGAGGUCACCAGGAGGUCACUGGUGGUACAGCUCUGUAGCAUGAGUCACCCCAGCAACCCCUCACCCCAGGAGAAGAGGCUUGGAGCAGACAUCUCCAUCCUUGGAGGGAACAGGACAGGGAUUUAUGUCCAGUGGGUCAAGCCAGGCUCACAGGUCGAGGAUGCAGGACUUAGGGAAGGGUGCCGGCUUAUUGAGCUGAGAGUGCCAUCGUUGAAGGAAGAGGUGCUUUCCCUGGAGAACUGCACGCGGGAGGUUGCCUUCCUGAGCCUGCUGCAUUGGGAGGAGCCCUCUAGCCUCAUCUUUCAGCUGGACCUGGAAGGGUACCAGCCUCUGCGGGACGCCCUGGAAGAAGGGAAGAAGUUUUCUGGAGACUCCUUCUAUGUACGCACCAACCUGUCCCUCCUGGAGCCGUCAGACCCUUACGCGCUGUGCGUGAAGUGUCGGGAGAUCCUCCAUGUCACAGACACCAUGCACAAAGGGCGGCUGGAGUGGUACUGCUCCCGUGUCGACCCCUUGACCAUGCGGGACCUGGACAAGGGAACAGUGCCUAACUACAGCAGGGCUCACCAGCUUUUGAAGAUCCAGGAGAAGGGCCAGAUGCCUGUGCAGCAGAGGGGCCACAGAAAUAAUCUAAAGAAACGGGCCUUGGACCAGCUGCGCCUGGUGAAAUCCAAACCACAGAGGAGCCCAGAACAGCCCCCUCGGCAGUUGUGGAUGGACCCCUGCUCAGACCCAGACAUGAGUCUGAAGCCUUACAGCCUGGUGCGCCCUGUGGUGGUCAAGACCCCCCGUCCUGUAGUGCUUUCACCUGAUUGCAUUGCACCACGGCUCAUCAGGAACCUGCUGGACUUGCCCACCUCUCGCUUGGACUUCCAUGUAUGCCCAGCAGAGAAGCUGGCAGAAGGGGAUCCCAGCACAACUCCUGCUCGCCCUGUGUUUAGAACUGGCCCCCAGGACCGGAGGGAGAGAGGGCGAAUCCGCAUGAUCCGGGAGGCGAUGGAGAAGAAUAAACACUGCCUGCUAGAGCUGGGAGUUCAGAGUGUGAAGGAUCUAAUUAAAAGUGAGAUAUACCCCAUUGUUAUCCAUGUGGAGGUCACGGAGAAGAACAUCAGAGGACUCAGGAGCUUGCUGGGGAAGGUGGGCCAGCGGGACUCGGAGGUGCUGAAGGUGUGUCGCACUGCAGAGCAGGGUCUUCACACUCUGCCCUGCUCCUGGGCCCGUGUGGAGCCCCAUGCCUGGAGCCAUGCUGAGGAGCUGCCCAAGGUGGUUCGUGGCUGCAUCUUCCAGGAGCAAACCCGGCCCAUAUGGAUUGAGGAGGGCGACGACUGAGCUUGGGGGUAGCAGAGCUACCAGCUUCUGUCCCCAGGAGCUGUUCUCGGGCAGGAGAACAUGCAGUGUGUCCUUCCUCACCGAGGGGAUGCUGGCAGCAAAGGCCAUCAGGAGCAGCCUUUCUGGUCCCCUUGAGGCCACCAAGAGUCGGGGAGUAAGAUGUGCUGCCUCCCCUGUCUGAGCUUUCUGUGUCUUAGUGGAGAGACGUCUUCCACCCUCAUGGUGGGAAACCACCCCCAUGGGCUCUUCCCCAUCGCCUUGUCUCUGGUACGUGGUCAGAUUGCCAGAUGGGGAAUGCAGGGGUACUGUGUGGGAUCAGGCUGUCUAGGAGCGUAUCUCACACACGUUUGAAGCCCUUUUUCUAUCACCUCUGUCUACUUUGCCCUGCGGCACUGUGUGCUCCGGGUCCCCUCUUCCCCUGUCUACCUCGCCCGCGGCCCCGUGGUGCAGGGAGCAUGGCUCGUGUGCCAAUGCCCUGUCAUGGCUGGAGUGACACUAAGCUUGCGACAAACACUUGUUUUAUAGGAGCUGUACUCCUUAUUGCUUGUAAAUUAUUAAUGGAGCCUUUUAUUGGCAGAGUGCGUAUAAGGGAGAAUUAAAUACCGUUCAUAAUGGGAA
Messenger RNA from Neopsephotus bourkii (Bourke's parrot), 3878 nucleotides. RefSeq names its product caspase recruitment domain family member 10 (gene CARD10). Bases 414 to 3260 code for a protein of 948 amino acids. The transcript has 21 exons. NCBI's taxonomy places the organism in Eukaryota, Metazoa, Chordata, Aves, Psittaciformes, Psittacidae. Gene Ontology annotation, molecular function: protein binding. The record is from RefSeq and is a predicted model, not a curated record. Gene Ontology annotation, biological process: regulation of apoptotic process.